Arvicola amphibius (Eurasian water vole) is the source of this 3388-nucleotide messenger RNA. It is a transcript of the gene Ca12, whose product is annotated as carbonic anhydrase 12. The transcript is spliced from 11 exons. The record is from RefSeq and is a predicted model, not a curated record. Bases 105 to 1172 code for a protein of 355 amino acids. NCBI's taxonomy places the organism in Eukaryota, Metazoa, Chordata, Mammalia, Rodentia, Cricetidae. Gene Ontology annotation, molecular function: carbonate dehydratase activity; zinc ion binding. Gene Ontology annotation, cellular component: plasma membrane.
GUGGUUCCAGGUUGCAGGCACGCACGCGGUGCUGGUGUGCCUCAGUCACCUCCAAGCGCCUGGCAGCCCCAGAGCGAGUGGCAGCUUUGAGUCGCCGGGCAAAGAUGCCCCACUGCAACCUGCGCGCGGCUGCCGUCCUAUUUCUGGUGAUCCUAAAGGAACAGCCUUCCAGCUCUGCCCCACUCAACGGAUCCAAGUGGACUUAUGUUGGUGCUACUGGGGAAAAGAACUGGUCCAAGAAGUACCCGUCAUGUGGGGGCCUCCUACAGUCCCCGAUAGACCUGCAUAGCGACAUCCUCCAGUACGAUGCCAGCCUCACACCCCUACAGUUCCAAGGUUACAAUGUGUCUGCUGAAAAGCUGUUGAACCUGACCAAUGAUGGCCAUUCUGUGAGACUGAAUCUGAACUCGGACAUGUAUAUCCAGGGCCUCCAGCCUCACCAAUACAGGGCGGAGCAGCUGCACCUGCACUGGGGGAACCGUAACGACCCCCGUGGCUCUGAACACACCGUGAGUGGGAAGCAUUUCGCCGCCGAGCUGCACAUCGUCCAUUAUAACUCAGACCUGUACCCUGACUUCAGCGCUGCCAGCAACAAGUCAGAAGGCCUUGCUGUCCUUGCCGUUCUCAUCGAGAUAGGCGCCAUCAAUCCGUCAUAUGACAAGAUCUUCCGUCAUCUUCAAAAUGUUAAGUACAAAGGCCAACAAGUGCGCAUCCAAGGCUUCAACAUUGAAGAACUUCUGCCUGAGAGCCCUGGCGAGUACUACCGCUAUGUAGGGUCCCUGACGACACCUCCUUGCUACCCUACUGUGCUCUGGACAGUUUUCCGAAAUCCUGUGCAGAUUUCCCAGGAUCAGCUGCUGGCUUUGGAGACAGCUCUGUAUUUCACACACAUGGACGACCCUUCCCCCAGAGAAAUGGUCAACAACUUCCGGCGGGUCCAGAAGUUUGAUGAGAGGCUGGUGUACAUCUCCUUCCGACAAGUAGGACUCCUUACCGACACAGGACUGAGUCUGGGAAUCAUCCUUUCAGUGGCCCUGGCCGGCAUUCUUGGCAUUUCCAUUGUUCUGGCACUGUCCGUCUGGCUCUUCAGAAGGAAGAAGAGCAAAAAAGGUGACAACAAGGGAGUCAUUUACAAACCAGCCAUCAAGAAGGAGACUGAGGCCCGCGCCUGAGGUCCCUGGCCCUCUCAGACAUCCAAGGAAGGACUUUGCUUUGGACACUACAUACUUUGGCUCUCUGGACACUUGAAAUACCUCAAGGUGUUCUCUCGAGCUCAACCGUAACCCCUUCCCCAGACACUUGUGAGGCUUCUGGCUGGGCCUCACCUGUUCUGCUGUAAGCCACCCCAGGGUGACCUGUGAGUGGGAUUAUACUGAACUAGGGGGCAGGAGCUUCCAGUGGAUUUCUCUAGCUGCAAGAGACGGCUAAAGAUUUAGAAUUCUGGGUCACAAAGCUAACCUGCUGAUGUUUGGAAAACACUUCCAUCCUGGGUUCAUCUCGAUACAUUUCCAGUGCCCUGGACAUUCUAGUUAUCCUUUAACCUUCCAGAUGAGAGCGCCGCACCCUUUGCUCAGGUGAUACUUUUGAAACUCAGCUUCCUCCCUCAGGAAGGAGCUGUCUUCCUUGGAUUUCCUUCUGCCCUGACAGACCCUCCAGCCUGACCAAAUGCCUAUGGGGAAGAACUGAGACAAGAAUCAUCAGAUUAUCAGAAAGAAAGAAAGAAAGAAAGAAAGAAAGAAAGAAAGAAAGAAAGAAAGAAAGAAAGAAAGAAAGAAAGAAAGAAAGAGAGAAGAAAAAAAGAAAACUAUAAUAUACUAAGGCAUUGCCACAGUCCUGUCUUUUGGGUUAGAGACAUUGACCAAAUCUUACAGAAAUGCAGGCUCAACUUCUAUUUCUUAAUGGAGAUAAAGGGAGACAGAGAAAGGGGAACAGAUGGAAUGGGAAGGCGUACAUUGUCCAGGAGUCUUGUUUUGGAGUCAAGAUACAGCGUAAGAGAAAUUGAGUCUAAGUUGCUGUCUGCUUAGCCUCAGGAGGACAGUUUGCUUUGUACUCCGCUCCACUGCUGGAAAGCAAGUUCCUUUCUGUCUCCUGGAGUAGAUGCGAUUCAUGGAAUAAUCUACUCUGCUUUGAACCGGUGGGAAACAGACAGAAGCAAGACAGCUGUGCAACUUUGUUUCUUUUGCCCUAAUGUCACUUCUACCUUGUCUGAUAUCCCUGCUAUCGACUGGGUGUCAGGACUGUCUGCUCCCCUGGCUGGGGGAAGUCUAAAUGAUGUUUGGUCAAAAUGUAUUUUCAUACUAUCAAAGCAGGAAGCUAUCUGCACAGAGCCAAAGCAGGUCCUGGUAUUUAGGUACUAAGACCAACAGAAUGCUCCCAAGAUUCUCCCUGUUCUUCCCCUUCAGCCACACAGUGUCUGAGAAUACUUUAAUUCCUUACUCAUGUUCUUCCCACAAAGGUGAGAACCCUGUGGAUCGCAGUCGGCUCUGUGGCUCAACAGUAGCCUCAGCCUCCAGCCCCUAAUUGCUAGUUCCCUGCCGUUCACAGGAAGUUCUCCCAUUUCCUCUCAUUUUGACAGCAUGGAAUGUCCUCUUGAAGUACGAGGGUUUUUGUUUAUUUUGUUUUGUUUUUACAUCUUUCUCCUUCUACACCUUCCUCUGACUUGGUAAAAAUCUUUUUCUACCAUUACAACUUUUCAUGGUGGCAAGCCCUGUGUCUUUGUAACAUAAUUCCCUGGGCAAGGUUACAGGUGACCCAACAGGGUCUUGGCUGUGUGUGCAGUGUAUGCGCAUACACACAAGAUCUCCGACAGCCUUGGAGUCUGGGUACCCCGCCCCCAGCCUUGCAACCGACGUGCCUGAUGGUAUCACCACAGUAAGGACAAUCCUCAAGAAUAAGCAACACAAUUUAGUGGGCCAGAAUUGUCAGCCGGAAACUAGCAUAAAGCACUCCAGGACAGCAAGACUGUCUCAAAGAACUAUACUCCAACAACUUGUGUGAGAGCGCAGCGAGCUCGGAGUACCUGGCAUGAAGACUGGCCAUGAAAGGAAAUGCGCGAGGAGGUGAUAACAGUGGCAUCUCUCCUCCCCUCUUCCCAUUCAGCACAGUCCAGACAUUCAGUCCUCGUCUGGUCCUCAUGGAUGAGAUGAAACGAAGCCAGGGAGGCCGAAAGAGCGCUCCGAGAGUCAGCGCCGUCAACCUUUAGCUCUUGAAGAUGCAGCUUUCUUCAUACUCCCCCUCAUUCUGUGGACACGGGGCCACCACUGAGGGACCAGUGCUGGGGUGUGCACACAGCUUGCCUCCUUAUCUCGGUUGUGUGAGGUGUAAGGUGGGUGCCUAGGAGAGCCUGGGUGGGCACAGGGCUGGGCACAGGGCAGGUGAAGAAGACCAA